Molecule: messenger RNA, 843 nt
Organism: Fusarium tjaetaba
Lineage: Eukaryota; Fungi; Ascomycota; Sordariomycetes; Hypocreales; Nectriaceae
Exons: 1
Coding region: 1-843 (280 amino acids)
Source: RefSeq, a predicted model, not a curated record
AUGCCGUCAGUCAACACUUUCAUCACCGCCCUCGUGGCUGGUUUUGUCAUCGGAGCUCAAGCUGGUCCUUGUAGACCUCAUGCUUCAAGCUCUGUUAUUCAGUAUCCUGUUUCUACCACUCAGCAGACCGCAGCCGGAACUUCUGCCGCCUACACUGAUGCUGUGAGCAAGUCUGAGACUAAGAGUUCCCUUUCUACUACCGCUGUGCAAGUCACCAGCACCACCAAGGACGAGUCCGAGCCUGCCACUGCUAAAGAGACAACUACUGGAUACCCUGUCGACGAGACGGCUUCUUCUUCUGCUGAAACCCUUACGAAUGGAUCUGCUUAUCACACUUCCGAAGCUGAGACUACUGAGCCUGCCGCCAAAACUACUUCAACUGCUAAGGAGGGCACAACCUCUGCUCCUCAUACCACACAGGACUCUAGUGCUGCUCCCUACACUACAACAUCAGUCCCCGAAACCACUUCGAAGCCAAAGACCACUCUCGACACCACUACCGCCGCCCCUACCACCACCUCCAAGCCUACCACAACUACCUCAGAGGCUUACACAACCACCUCCGCUGCUGCUACCUCCAGCUGUCCUGCCCGCUCUGAGCUCACCUGCGCCAAGACUGGCUUUUUCAGCAACGCAGACAGCAAUCUCAUCCAAGUCUACUACGAUUAUACCCUUAGCCAGUGUCAGGAUGAGUGUAACAAGACUGACAACUGCAAGACCAUCGGUAUCACCACUAGCAACCAGUGUGAGCUCUACGAUGCUGCUGUUUCUGCCCUUGGGUUUGAGUUUAGGGACGGCUGGUACUACUCUGUCUACGAUGCUUGCUGCUUCAAUGGCGAGUAG